Messenger RNA from Pleurotus ostreatus (oyster mushroom), 516 nucleotides. RefSeq lists its product as uncharacterized. Bases 1 to 516 code for a protein of 171 amino acids. NCBI's taxonomy places the organism in Eukaryota, Fungi, Basidiomycota, Agaricomycetes, Agaricales, Pleurotaceae. The record is from RefSeq and is a predicted model, not a curated record. The transcript has a single exon.
AUGUACUUCAACGUCAAAUUAAUCCUUCUCGCUAUUACCUCUCUCACCACUGUCGCGAGCGCAGAAAAUAUCCAGUACGACGCAUUCGCCAGCACUGUCGAAUGUAGUGGCGCCAGGUUCUCCUGCUUUGACGGCGGUGCUCUGUGCUGCGCUCUCCCUCCCGCCUUCGGCUUCUCCGUCCAAUUCAACAACUUCGCCGUGGCAGAACAAGGCCAGGGCUACACGGGGAGCACCUGUGCUGACUUCCUGUUUGCCUUAUUCGGUCCUGGAACCAAGUGCUGGAAUGGGGGAGGUGUUCGUGCGACGCACGCGAACUGGUUCCACACCUCUGGGAGGCGCACUAUUGACCCUCAUUCGGCCACCUCGAACUGCACCACCCCGUCGAGCUUCACGUACCACGACGAGUUGAGUAGAGCGGAAAGGACCAUCAAGGUGCCUCCCAAUGGAGCCGACGAAGUGGCAGAGUUCUACACCAAGAAGGACUUUGCCAAGUUGGCAAGCUACGAAACCUACUAA